ACAUGCCGGGCACGCCUGGCGCCGCGGCCACCCAGGAUGGCGCGGGCCCCGAGCUCUCCCCGCCCUGCAGUCCGAGCUACGAUCUCACAGGCAAGGUGAUGCUUCUGGGAGACUCAGGCGUCGGCAAAACCUGUUUCCUGAUCCAAUUCAAAGACGGGGCCUUCCUGUCCGGGACCUUCAUAGCCACCGUCGGCAUAGACUUCAGGAACAAGGUGGUGACCGUGGAUGGCGUGAAGGUGAAGCUGCAGAUCUGGGACACCGCAGGGCAGGAGCGUUUCCGCAGUGUCACCCACGCCUACUAUCGAGAUGCCCAGGCCCUUCUCCUGCUGUAUGACAUUACCAACAGAUCGUCCUUUGACAACAUCCGGGCCUGGCUCACGGAGAUUCAUGAGUACGCACAGAGUGAUGUGGUGAUCAUGUUACUAGGUAACAAGGCGGAUGUGAGCAGUGAAAGGGUGAUCCGUGUGGAGGAUGGGGAGACACUGGCCAGGGAGUACGGAGUUCCCUUCAUGGAGACCAGCGCCAAGACAGGCAUGAACGUGGAGCUGGCCUUCUUGGCCAUUGCCAAAGAACUGAAAUACCGGGCCAGGCGGCAGGCCGAUGAACCCAGCUUCCAGAUCCGAGACUACGUGGAGUCCCAGAAGAAACGGUCCAGCUGCUGCUCCUUCGUGUGACCAGGCUGGCCAGGGUCUCCAGAGGCCCAGACGACACGGCCAUCUCC
This is a messenger RNA of Elephantulus edwardii (Cape elephant shrew), 721 nucleotides long. RefSeq names its product RAB37, member RAS oncogene family (gene RAB37). The record is from RefSeq and is a predicted model, not a curated record. NCBI's taxonomy places the organism in Eukaryota, Metazoa, Chordata, Mammalia, Macroscelidea, Macroscelididae. Gene Ontology annotation, cellular component: endosome; Golgi apparatus. Gene Ontology annotation, molecular function: GTPase activity; GTP binding. The coding region runs from base 3 to 674 and encodes 223 amino acids. The transcript is spliced from 9 exons.